UCUUAAAGGUAAAACCAUCGGUUCUUCUGCAGACUCGAACCCUGCUCUGAUGACAGUCCACCAUUAGUCUCGGCAUUCCCGAACAGUGGGAAAGAUCGAAUGAUCAUUAUGAAAAUCCUCUAUUAGUGCCUGACGGAAAUACUUCAAUAGGAAUGCAGUCGGCCACAGCAGACCAAGGUUAUGGUGACUCGGCGGGUUCUCCCACCAGUGGUUCAGUGGUGCAGGUGUGCUUCCCCAGCGUGCAGACCUCAGUGCUGGACAGCCUGAAUCAACAGCGGGAGGAAGGCCAUCUCUGUGACCUCUCCAUCCAUGUUCAGGGCCAGGUGUUUAAGGCCCACCGAUGUGUGCUGGCUGCUUCAUCACCUUACUUUCAUGACCAGGUGCUGCUGAAGAACAUGUCCACUGUCACCAUCCCGGCCGUCAUGGACCCCCUGGCCUUUGAGAGUGUCCUCAGUUGUGCUUACACUGGCCAGCUGCGAAUGCUUCGUGAAGACAUUGUGAACUACCUCACCGUUGGCAGUGUGCUUCAGAUGUGGCACAUUGUGGACAAAUGCACUGAGCUUCUCAAAGAAGGCAGAGGAGGUCCGAGCGGACCUCAGGGAGUAGGAGCAAAGGAGAAUGAGAGGCACAGCGGUUGUCCCAACAAGAUUGCCCAAGCAGACAGAGUAGACACCCCUUCUACACCUCAACCUCCAAGCCGGCCUUCCUUGGGUGAGAGCCAGUCUCCCAGCAGCACCAAUUACUUCAGUCCUAGAGAAGCAAACUUUGGAGGGGGCAUGGCGACAACAGGAGCAGUAGGAGAGGAUGCCGUACACUCCACUCCAACCUACUGUACCCCUUCUGGUGGGGAGGAGGGUUUUAUGAUGGAAGAGGAUGAAGAUGACGAUGAGCUUUUGUUUCCCAGGAAAAGAGAAAGAGGAGGAGGCAGUAAGCGGAAGAACACAACCUCCGUCUCUGAUCAAGAGGUUGGGGUGAGCGACAGUUUUGGAGUUUCAUCUUAUCAAGAUGGAGAUUCCUCACCACCCCAAAAGCGUCCCUCAUAUAGUCAGCCGAGCAUUAUGCCAAGGAAACAGUGGGUCGUCGUUAAAACGGAGCACUCGAGAGAUGACGAUCUGAUUGUGGUGUCCGGGGAGGAAGGAGGAGAAGAUGAAGAGGAAAGAGAGAUGGAGAAGGUAAGGGAGAGAGGCAAGACAUUCAACAUCUCCAAUGUUAGGACCCUCUCUGGACUUCGAGAAGAGACUGAAUCGGAGGCACAGGUUGACUAUUGCCAGUCCUCGGAAGACUACCUCAAGUUUGAGAGGGGUUUGACAGACCAGACGUCCUCUCAACACCCUCCAGAGAAUCCUGUUCAGUAUACCAGCAGGGCCGUUUCCACCUUACUUGGUUCAGUCCAGUCCAUGGCUUCGAGAGCUCAGAUUUACCCUCUGGAUAUGCAAGGAAACCAGAUUUUGUACAAUCAGGCUGCCCUAGAAUCUACAUCACCAAUAGGGCUUGCAGGUGGUAUGUCUGGUGUUUCCUUAAAAGGAAGCCUGGAGCACGGAGCUGUCCAUUUCCCUGCCCAAGGGGCUCUGAGUAGUGGGAUAGAUGGAUUAGAUGGUGGGGCUGGUGGUUCCGGUAAGGCCUUCAUGUGUCAUUGUGGGAAAACGUUUUCGCACAAGAGCAUGCGGGACCGCCACAUCAACAUGCACCUGGACCUUCGGCCCUUCAACUGCCCCAUCUGUGCCAAGAAGUUCAAGAUGAAGCAUCACCUAACGGAACACAUGAAGACCCACACUGGUCUGAAACCCUACGACUGCCAUGGCUGCGGGAAGAAGUUCAUGUGGCGCGACAGCUUCAUGAGGCAUCGCUCGCACUGUGAGAGACGCAACAGGGGCGCUGGUAGUUCCAACAGGAGAGUGGGGUCAGAAGGGUCCAUCAUUUCUCCACCACAUCACAUGAAGCUCCAUCCCUCAGGCAGUGAGUCCAGUCAAGGUAGUGUUGGCACACAAAGUGGGAUCCCUGUUAUUUCUCCACAGCAUUCGAUUAGCAACAGUGGGGUUUCUUGUCUCAAUAUGGGAGCACCUGGUCCUCUUCUUGGAAUCAGCUCUCAGACUGGGGUGCACGGCCGUAGUUCUGGAAUUUUGGGGAUGAGUGGCAGCCAUAGCGGCUGUGUGGAGGAAGUCUGUGAAGAUAAUGUUGAUGAAAGCAGUGUCACAUAGGCUGUUAAAGGGAUGUAUGCCUAGGUACAAGUUAAGCUCAAUGGACAGCAUUUGUGGCAUAAUGUUGGUUACCACAAAAAUAAUUCAGAGGCAACAAAAAAGAAGCAAAAGGUUAUAGUAAGGCACUUUCAAUGGAAAGGAGAAAUGAAAAAUGGUAUGGGCACAAGAUAUUAUACGCGUACAAAUCAUUUUAGUGUGAUAAAUCAGGGAUUACCAACGUUGCAGUGUUUACCAGAUCACAAGGUUUGUUAAUAUGUUGUCAUGGCAAUGAGUUGUAUUGUUAUAUAAAUGAUAUUGUAUAUAACUUUACACAGAGAAGGUUUGUAAUCGAUUUUAUUGCACUAAAACCAUGUUAACACAAAUAAUGUUAGUUUCUUUUGGCCAUACCUUGGAAACAGUGAACAUUAUAACAUUUAUCGACUGGCCCCAUUCACUUCCAUUGUAUGUGCCUCACUUUAACUGCAUGAGGGACUAGUUGGAGUUAUUUUUGUGGUAGGAAACAUUAGUGUUGUCAAAAGUACUAAAAUAAAAAAGAUGUUGCGAUACCAGUGUUUGUGCAGUAGCGGUAGUACAGGUGGAGAGGUGGUGGCGUAGUGGGCUAAAGCCCUUAACUGUUAAGCCAAAGGUUGUCGGUUCGAUCCCAACAGCCACCACCACUGUGUCCUUGAGCAAGGCACUUAACUCCGGGUUGCUCCGGGAGGAUUGUCCCUGUAAUAAGGUCUCUGUAAGUCGCUUUGGAUAAAAAGCGUCUGCCGAAUACAUAAAUGUAAAUAAAAGUACAGAGCACCAACUUAAAAACACAUCCGCUUUUAAAUGCUCAUUAAAUUUGAGCGUGUGCUCUGUUACACCUUUUACACUGAAAUGCACAAUUAAUCAAUUUAAAAUUGUGAUAUGUCCUAGUGUUAUUAUUAAACCGCAAAAUGCUGCAAUCUUGGUCUGCAUUCGAGCUGCAUGAGCUUUAAGUACGUGAAGCAGACUGCUCAUACACUGGGAACAUCACUGACAUUGAGAACCAUUGCAGUGAAUGAGAAUAAAAAAAAGAGCACGCAUCCUCUGUGAAGCACAUGUAUACUAUAUAUUUGUUUCAUUAAAUUACAGCAUUUGCGCUUUAACGAUCGAACUGUGCCAUGUAGCGAACCGUUUAUCCAUCAUAAGAAGGAAGUGAAGCUUCCAUCAAACCACACGUCAAAAUAAAAACAUGAGUGAAAUUUACUUUUUUAUUUAAAUUGAAAUUUCACUUUAAAUAGGCUAAAGUAAUGUGUUCAAUAGCACAUUACCAUAUUAGCAUAUAUUUGCGGCGGUAUCGAAACCGUGAAAUUUCACUGGUAUCUGUACCAACUACUGAAAUGUUGGUAUUGUGACAACACUAGUUAACAUUAUGCCACAAAUGCUAUCCAUUGAGCCUAACUUUUAUUGAACCUGGAAUAUUCCUUAAAGCUACAGCGUUUCAGUCUAAGACCACCACCUCUUCAAAACAAGGACACUCUUGUGACUUUUAUCAGUUUCAAAGGGACCACAUGCCCAUUUGUUUGAUCCUUUACCUCGUCUCAUGUGGUGUGUUUGGAAAUAAUAACAAUUACCAAGUGCCCAUUGCUAGCUCACCUCUGUUUGUUAUUCUUAAAGAUCUUUAAAAUCAGUGAAACCUCAUUCUUGCCAGGAAUAAGGUCAAUCAAUGUCACAUACAAGCUGCCUCACUAGCACAGGACAUUUGUUCACUGUCGCUCUAAAGUGCCAUACCGUUAAUGUACGAUUUUGAUGUACAGUGUACAUUACACUAACUCAUCUAGUCCGCCCUUGAUGUGGAGUUUUAUAGCAAUCACAUGACUAUAUAUACACAGUAUAUUCCCCCUUGAAAGUUAAUGUAUUGAUUUUAUAAAGGGAUAGUUCAACCAAAAAUGACAAUAAUGUCAUCAAUGAAUUACUGUCAUGUUUAAAACCCCCUAAAACUUGUAAAUGCUUUUAACCCCAUGUGCUUUUGAGUUCCACAGAAGACAGAAAGUCAUAGUCAGGUUUAGAACAGCAUGAUUGUAAAUUAACAGUGACUAAAUUUUUAUAUUUGUGUGAACUAUCCUUUUAAAUAACAGGUAUGUAGCUUCCUCUGCACAUUUGAGUCUCCAUUGCUUGGAUGCAGAGCAGUGCAGGGUUUUGUUGGUGGUUGGAUUGCGGAGUUAAUCAACUAAUGGUCCGUUUUAACAUUUCUCUGUAUGUACUUUUACAUAACUAUCAGGAGAGUUGCUUGGAGCCAUGGAAGGACAUGUGAGUUGUAGGAUCUUCACACAAUAGACACAAGAUUAAUGAAAACAGACCCGGUCAAGACGAGUUUAGAUCCUCAACACAAGCCCCUAGCAUCCAACUCAUCCAAUGUAGCCUACAGCUUACCAGUCGCGAUAGUUUACAGAAGUUUUCCUUCCAUGAAGGCUGCCGAGAAAUCAUUUGCCAUGUUUUUAUAAAGGUAACGAAUAGAUCGAAAGCUUGAAUAAAGUAUACAAAUGGCAAGUGAAAUUGGAGUGAAUGUGUGGAACUGAGUUAGCUGCCAGUUAAAGGGAUAAUUCAUAGAAACAAUGUAUUUGUUUCAUUUUUGGGUAGAUGCAGCAUCACGCAAGAACAGAAGUUCUCGGUUACCAGUGUUAUUGUAAAAAUAGGCUAUUUACAGUCAGUCAUGGUUAAUUUAUUUUAAUUUAAGCGAUAGUGUUAAAUUAGGGAAUUAUUGAGAAAAAGCAAGUAUUAAUCGACUGGUCAUGAUCUCAUACAUUUUCGACCUGAGCCAUUUUUUUUUUCUCUAAAACUUUAAACAUAUCUUUUCGUUUUUCUUUAAAAGUUUCGCAAUUAGCAAAAAUAUCUCUUGAGUGCACCUUUAAGUGAUCUGUAGAUGUACUGAUGCAUAAAUGCAGUGAUGCAUUGCUGAAUUGUAUUAUGGAUGAAUAUGUUGACUAUAAAAACCAGAUACCUCAAACUUUAACGCAAAUAUUCAGUAUCUUAGCAGAAAUAAACGGGCAUCUGAAGAGUGUGGACCAGAAUGAAUCGCGCACAUUCCUUGGACUUCAAUAUCAAACGUAUUUUAGUUUAUUGAGAAAAGCUGAAGUGAGCAAAGUGCUGUUAAGAACAUGUAAAAUAUUAUUUAAUAUUUUCAUGACCAGCUGGUAAAAGCAUCAAUGCUUGCUUAUGGAGUAAUCUGGUUAGACAUAUCUGUAUUUUGUACUGCUAGAAAUUACAACUGUUGUGAUGAAUCUGAUCUUCUAGAGAACAUGUUAACUGAAGUACACAAACUAUUGUGUAAAUAUGUGACAGGCAGUAACAAAAUAAGCAGAUUUCCUGUUGUCUGAUAUCAGUGGAGUACAUCAAUGAUUUCAUAAGAUUCUUCAUUUCAAAUAAGAAAUAAAGUGACUCG
This is a messenger RNA of Xyrauchen texanus (razorback sucker), 5586 nucleotides long. RefSeq names its product zinc finger and BTB domain containing 22b (gene zbtb22b). Gene Ontology annotation, biological process: regulation of transcription by RNA polymerase II. Gene Ontology annotation, molecular function: RNA polymerase II cis-regulatory region sequence-specific DNA binding; DNA-binding transcription factor activity, RNA polymerase II-specific; protein binding. The record is from RefSeq and is a predicted model, not a curated record. Lineage: Eukaryota; Metazoa; Chordata; Actinopteri; Cypriniformes; Catostomidae. The transcript has 4 exons. Bases 153 to 2198 code for a protein of 681 amino acids.